AAACACUUCUUUGGGCCUCAUAAACAACCACAGAACCACAAGUUGGGUACAGAGGCAGUCACACAAGAGCGGGUCCGGGAUAUUGGUCAGCAGGCAGGGCAAAUCGCUUUGACUGCAAACCACAGUUUCGUAGAGUGGUAGAAGAAAUCAUAUAUUCCUUCACUGUAAAGAGAAAGUGAGUUUUAAAGAGGAAACAAUGGCUUCAAACAGCGUAUUUGAUUCACUUCCUUCUUACCAGCACUUCUUGAGAGAUACCAGCACCAGCCGCCGCUUCACGCCGCCCUCCACCGCGCUGAGCCCGGGGAAGAUGAGCGAGCCGCUGCCGCUGCCCGGCGCCGAGCACAGCGGAGCGCUGGCGGGGAAGCUGCGCGCCGCCGACCGCAGUAUGGUGGAGGUCCUGGCGGACCACCCCGGGGAGCUGGUGCGCACCGACAGCCCCAACUUCCUCUGCUCCGUGCUGCCCACCCACUGGCGCUGCAACAAGACGCUGCCCAUCGCCUUCAAGGUGGUGGCCUUAGGAGACGUACCCGAUGGGACGCUGGUCACGGUGAUGGCUGGAAACGAUGAGAACUACUCUGCAGAACUCAGAAAUGCGACGGCUGCCAUGAAAAACCAAGUGGCAAGGUUCAACGACCUCAGAUUUGUGGGUAGAAGUGGAAGAGGGAAAAGCUUCACACUGACUAUCACAGUCUUCACAAACCCUCCACAAGUAGCCACGUACCACAGAGCCAUCAAGAUAACAGUGGAUGGACCACGCGAACCCAGAAGACAUCGUCAGAAACUAGAUGAGCAGACAAAGCCCGGGAGCUUGUCCUUUUCAGAGCGCCUGAGUGAACUGGAGCAGUUGCGUCGUACGGCCAUGAGGGUCAGCCCACACCACCCAGCCCCCACACCCAACCCACGAGCCUCCUUGAACCACACCACUGCUUUUAACCCUCAGCCUCAGAGUCAGAUUCAGGACACAAGGCAAGUGCAGCCAUCCCCGCCGUGGUCCUAUGACCAGUCCUACCAGUACCUGGGCUCCAUCGCGACUCCCUCGGUGCAUCCUGCCACACCGAUAUCGCCUGGCAGGGCCAGCGGCAUGACGUCCCUCACCGCAGAGCUUUCCAGCCGCCUCUCAGGUGCUUCUGACUUGACGGCAUUCAGUGACCCCAGAGUGGGGAUUGACCGCUCCUUCUCCGCGCUCCCUUCCAUUUCUGAUCCUCGGAUGCACUACCCGGGAGCGUUCACCUACACGCCAACUCCCGUCAGUUCGGGGAUAGGGAUCGGUAUGUCUGCUAUGUCCACGGCCACCAGAUACCACACUUACCUCCCACCUCCGUAUCCUGGUUCCUCUCAGGCCCAAGGCAGCCCAUUCCAGACCAGCUCACCUUCGUACCACCUCUACUACGGAACCUCCGCUGGGUCCUAUCAGUUCUCCAUGAUCUCAGGAGGAGACCGGUCCCCCCCGCGCAUCCACCCCCCUUGCACCAAUGCUUCCACAGGAUCGACACUCCUCAACCCCAACCUUCCCAAUCAAAGUGAUGUGGUUGAGGCAGAAGGGAGCCACAGCAACUCCCCAACCAACAUGGGUACCACGGCAAGGCUAGAGGAAGCGGUUUGGAGGCCAUACUGAAUGCAUUUUAAAUAGUCGUGGGCCAGGACUAACGUGCUUUCGAUUUACCGAUGUCCGUAGGUAUCCCAUAAACACCUGUCUUGCUUAUGGGCCCUGCCAUGUUCAUACAUCAAUUCCAGAAGCAAACUCUCCAGAAGUCAGCGGUCCCAGGAGCAGUGGCACGCAUUGGGCCAGCUGCGUGGCUGGUGAGGUGAUGCCAUGCCAGCAGGGUACCCCCCAGGGGGCUGAGCUUCUGGAAAGGAGGACAUUCAGUUUGGUGGCCUGUAGGUAGUGAGGGUGAGUAGGAAGAUAUCCAGGCUGUUUUCAGGCUUGUGGCUUUCAAACAUGCCCAGGUUUGAAGGUCUCCACAGCCCUAAAGAGAUUUUCAGUUCACUUCUGUUUUUAAGACUUAAGACCCAACAGAAACUUAAUGAGUUUACUGCAUCUUAUGGACGUAUUAACUAUAAGGAAGUAUAGGAAGAUUCUCAGAGGGAAACUGUGAACGCUUCUGUUUUAGCAAUGCUGUGAAUGAGAGGUUUUAUAUGUUGGACUUCAGUUUUUCCUUUCCUUUUUUUUUUUUUUAAACAACAUUGUGUAUUCCGAAGAAUAUGGAAUUUUUUAUUGCUGGUUUUUUUGUUGUUGUUUGUUUGGGUUUGUUUAUUUUUUUUUGAGGAUGCAACUCAUCCUGCUUUGCAUCUAAUUUGUUUAAUUUCUCUUGGCACCUUAUAAAUCGCAAAAAAAAAAAAAAGAGAUUUUACUUUUUGUUGUUGUUUUAAUCACGCUUGCUUCUUUCUUGCUUUGUCAACUGAAAGAAUCAGCCCCUUUUUCAAUGAGUUAAUUUAACUUUUUUUCUCUUGGACUUUUUUUUUUUAAUAGAACGGCUACAGCCUUGGGUCAUUUUCAACUACUGUACUACUUUGAUGAUAUUUAUGCUUGAUAUUUAGACUUUUCUUAUUUGUUGAUACUGUUAUUAUUUAAGUAUGCCUAUAUUAAAAAUAUCAGCAAUCGCCUUUUUUGGUAGCAGCCAAAGUCAAAUUUGUCACAUUGAAAAAGGCUGGAAUAACGAUGGGUAAAGUGACUUCCCAAUUACCUAGAAAUAUUGUUUACAGUUAUCUCCCUUUCAUUUUACUCAGCUAGGUGAGUCCAGAGCCUCAGAGCUGUUUGUUUAGAUGCCCCACUCCCACUGAAACAAUUGAGGCAUCGAAGUCCCCAUGAAGGCACUGUGCCUUUCCCCCAACAGAGUCAUCUCUCCACACCCCUUCCAUGUUUUUCCUUUGUCACCAGUGGUGAUGCUCAGGAUCAGUACUCAGGAGGUACUUAUAAGGCAGUCUUUUGUAUUCCCUCAACUAUGUAAGUCCCCACACAGCCCUGUUCUGCGCUGAGCUUCCCUUGGCUUCCUGGUAGAGGCUUCAUAGUCUUUCAAAUCAAAAGCCAGCACACAGUUAGCAUGGCAGGAGUGAAGUGAAGAAGACUGAUAUAAUCAAUGUGAGACUUGCUCCCAGCUCAGUGGAGCCAAGAUUUGCAGUACAAGAGCCAUGUUUGAGUGUACUGGAAAAGAGAUCAAUUUGUGCAUCACAAAAUAGCUCAGACUGAACAGAGUCAAGUUCAUCUGGAAAGCAGGCCAGCAAAGAAGGGGCCUUAAUGGUUCUUCCAUCACUGUAUAUUGAGGGAAGAGGAAGGAGAUUUAAAAUCUGUGCACAAACUAUUUGGUCCUGUAGCAAAUAUGCACAGCUUGUACUGGGAGCAUGUUAAUACAGUCGUCAUCAUUGCCCAUCGUUACAGCACAAACAUAUCAGAUGUCACUGUAAAGUUUAUGGCACUAUUUUAUUUGAGGGUUUGGUCUGAACGCAGCUGUUGUACUACUCAUUAAUUACAGACUGCUGAUGUUGACAAGUGUGCGUUCCAAAUGAUCCGAUUAUUAUUUAAUGUACUUCUUAAAUGAGUGAAACAAUUGCAGGUCAACUCAGAGAGUAUUUGAAAGCAGGACUUCAGAUCAGUGUUUGAUGUUUAAAAAAAAAAUAUGAAAAGGAUUCAAAUUAAAAAGAUCCUUGGCUGCAGGCAGCAGAACAGCUGGACUUAUUUAAAACCAUUUGUUUUUCAAGUUUUCUUUUUUUUUAUAUAUGAUUUUGCUUCUUUGUUUGAGUCAGAUGCAGUAGCACUUUGGUAUUGAAAAGUUACAAACUGAAGAACUUGCAUUGUCAACAAGGUCAUCUUUGUGCAGAAAAUAGGGGGUGUUUCAAGAGAUCUCAGCAAAAGUUCAAAAUGGUUCUGCUGAAAUAUAUACGUGGCCUCGUGCUUUUGUUUAGCGUAAUGGAAUUUAUCAUUUUCUAGAGUUUGCUCUGAUCAAAAAAGGCAGAAAGCAUCAAAACCAGUAUCAGAACAGUUAAAAAUGCAUUUUGGAAGUAUGGAGACCUUGAUGAAUACGGAAAUAGAGAGACCCUACCCUUGCAUAGUUGGAAUCUCACCUCAUCAGUAGCCUAAAAAAAAGUCCUCCCUCACCAAACAGUAGCUCUGUUGCAGAAUCCAUUUUACACAUUCUCUCGCACUCGCCGUGCAGUUCAAAUCCCCAUUGACCACGGCUUUCAUGUCUGCCUUGUGACUGGACCACCCAAGCGCACAGUACUGCGAGUGGGAACCCAAAGGUGAGGGUGAGGAACCGCAGAGGAGCCGCACAGGGCACAGCUGCUCCCACAUCAGUCUCUCCCCACAUCCACGACUGCUGUCUGCUGAAACCUUUGCCUGUUUCAGCCCAUAGUGUUGUACUAUCCCCUCCUGAAACUAUAUUGAUGGGAAGGUGAGCCCAGUCUGCCGGCCCAGCGGUCAGGCCUAAUGUUUGACGUUUCUUACGGCUACACGUCUACUUUCUUCACAGCUGCCCUGAAGUGGAAGUUUAAUUUUACACUCCCUGCUGUGAACGGUUUGAGAAAGUGUGGAGCUGGUCGCAGCACAGCACUUUGUGUUUCUGAAACACAAACCAGAAUGUGGGGUUUCCCACCUCCUCGCCCACCAUCACUGCCAGCAGCUCCUGAGUCAAACUUCUCUAUGCAUGUCAAACACAGAACAACACAGUGCUCCCCUUACAGAGGAACAUCUGAGUUUAUUAUCCCGUGCAAUUAGUCUGUUUAAUCACCGUGAGCUACAGUGUAUUCACACAAGUGCUUAUGAGACACCACAGUUCACUCAAAUCUCUUUUUAUAGCCAUCCCCUGCCCCGCUCAGGACAGCAAAGCUCUCUGAGGCUGUAAAAACUCUUGUGUCAUUCCUCUCAUAUCUAAACAGCACUUGGCAGGCAAAAGGAGGACAGCUAGGUAAAACACUUCCCCCAUUCACAUGCCUCCAAAUUAUAGUGUAUAAGUAUAUAUUUUUAUAUGUAAUAUAUAUAUAUUUAUAUAGUUUUAUCAUCCCAGUUGCUGAAUGGAAUAGCACUGUUGUGCUUCCCUUUGCAAGUCUCGGUCAACAGAGUGCCUUAGGCUCCUUCCCCUACCGACGUGCAGUAGUUGAUGGCAGUCUCUACUAUCAGCUUGUGUGUUCCUCUCACAAGACACAGCUUGUUGUCCAGAGGCAGCCUCAUCCACCAGUUCCAAAGUAAACACAGGGCCGACCGCCUGUUUGCAUAAAGACCCCUUACUUUGCUCUCAGCGUUUCUGCUCACUUCCAGAGUUCCCAUUUGGCUUCCAGAGCGAAGUGAAGGAGCUUUAGUGCAAGAGGAGGCAGACGCAGGGAGCGUCGUUGCUACUAAGGAUUUUACUUGCAGAAUUAUGCCAAAUAAACUUCUGGAAAGGAGAAAAACGGUUUCCUCCAAAUGGCCCACAGUCUUUGUCAGAGUGUUCUGAAUUGCCUGCACUCUUGAAACAUUCAUUACUGCUUUCUGGAUGACCUUCUCCAUUAAUGUAUUUGAAGAUUCAGGAUAAGUGGAUCAUUUUCAAUUCGGGCAAAACACUUUCUUGUUUUCCUGCAUCGUAACAUUCUUGUGUUUUAUUUUUGUUAACCUUGCUUGGUCAGUACUGAUCACUUGGCAUUUUUCUCCUUGUCCUCAGAGGGUUGCAUCAACAGAGUUACUUGUAUUUAUGUAUGUAAAUAGAGUUCAAAAGCUUCACAGCAAAAUAUUUAGUGCUUGUAAUUACUCUGCUUUUUUUUUUUUUCCUUUUCGUUUUCCUGUGUUUUUAAUGAACUUACCUUUGUUUGCUUAAAUACUCUAGUGAGACUUAUUUCUUUCCAAAUUAGUUAUUUUAGGCUUCGAGAUAAACUACAUUUUAUUCACUUUCGUAAACAGUUAUAGCAUGGUCCCUAUCCAACACUCUUCACUUUUUCUUUUUCUUUUUUUUUUUUUUUUUUUUUUUGUGUGUGGUAGGGGAGAAACGAAUGUGCAAAAAAUCUGUGGGUUAUUUGUGGUAUCCUGGGUGUGACAGCGACACACUUUUCUUUCAAACACAAACUCAACUUUCAGUCUGAGGGGGUGGCAUGGCAAGUCAGAGGGGAGGCCUGGUGGGAGACGCGCUCCUAUCAGGACGGCAUCAAAGUGUGUUCGUUCAGCAUUUACUGGAUCUGCUUACAAACCAGAUGCUGCAGCAUACUGGAACAGUCACAUUUUCCUUUGACGCUGUCAUGCUGAACAUUUCCAGAAGGGGAAACUACCAGGUUUUGGAAGUUUGCUUUUUUGGUUUUUGAUCACAGGGGGAUUUUUCUUCCGGGGGUGGGAAGGGGGGCUGCUGUUUUUUUGGAACCAGAAAGGAAAAGAGAAUAGAGUAGAUUUUUCCCCCACUACAGAAAGUCUCCAGAUACCACGUCAGAGUAGGCUCUUGCUGUACAUACGGAUGGCUGUGUCCAGCUCCACGGGAAAACUCAUUACAACUAGCACGCAGAGCAGCUGGACUGCUGCGUUAGUUUUAAUGAAGACUUUCUUUCUUUCUUUGUACCACAGUUUCCUCUGUAAAUUCAGUAUCAUAAUUAGUGUGAAUGACAAAUAAAACGUUUGACAAGUA
Tympanuchus pallidicinctus (lesser prairie-chicken) is the source of this 6575-nucleotide messenger RNA. RefSeq names its product RUNX family transcription factor 1 (gene RUNX1). NCBI's taxonomy places the organism in Eukaryota, Metazoa, Chordata, Aves, Galliformes, Phasianidae. The coding region runs from base 197 to 1615 and encodes 472 amino acids. The transcript has 8 exons. Gene Ontology annotation, biological process: regulation of cell differentiation; neuron differentiation; hemopoiesis. The record is from RefSeq and is a predicted model, not a curated record. Gene Ontology annotation, cellular component: nucleus. Gene Ontology annotation, molecular function: ATP binding; RNA polymerase II cis-regulatory region sequence-specific DNA binding; DNA-binding transcription factor activity, RNA polymerase II-specific.